GAGAAUUAUUUAACUACAUCUCCCACAAACCAUAGCGGAAACAACAUUUUCCGGGGUCGUGAACAGUGCGAUGUAAGAUUCCUCCUAGUUUAGUAGAUAGCACAAGGUGGAUGUGCAUCUCGUUGGGAGGUGGAGGUGGUGGUAAGUAGCGAUGCCCCUGGAGGUGAAGUGGCCGUUCCCACAGUGCCCCCCACUGGCCUGGAGGGUGACCAGCACCCUGGUUAUGGGAAUGGUGGGCUCUUACAGCUAUUUCUGGACCAAAUAUCUCAACUGUAUCACGGUCCAUAAUCAGGAGGUUCUGUUUGACCUUAUAGACCGACGCCCACCCGACACACCCCUCAUUACUCUGUCCAAUCACCAGUCCUGCAUGGACGAUCCACACCUUUGGGGAGUGUUGAAACUCAGACAGCUCUGGAACUUCAAAAGGAUGCGCUGGACUCCGGCUGCAUCAGAUAUAUGUUUCACCAAAGAGUUACACUCGAAAUUCUUCAGCAGAGGAAAGUGUGUUCCUGUUUGCAGAGGUGAUGGUGUGUAUCAGAAAGGCAUGGACUUUAUUCUGGAAAAGCUGAACGGUGGAGACUGGGUUCACAUCUUUCCUGAAGGGAAAAUCAACAUGACUGAGGAGUUUAUACGCUUGAAAUGGGGUGUGGGUCGUCUGAUUGCAGAGUGCUCCCUCAACCCAAUCAUCUUGCCGAUGUGGCAUGUUGGUAUGAGUGACGUGCUGCCUAAUCAAAGUCCCUACAUCCCUCGUACUGGACAGACUAUCACGGUCCUGAUAGGGAAUCCUUUUACAGUCACAGACCUCCUGCAGUCCCUCAGAGAGAAGAAGAAGAGCCAGAUGGAGAUGAGAAAGGUCCUAACAGAUUCCAUCCAGGAGGAGUUCCGCAGGCUACGGAGCCAAGCUGAGACUCUCCACAAGCAGGUACAGACCACCAGCUGAGCCCCUGGUCUCUGUUCUGGCCCCUGACGGGCCCCUGGCCCCAACCUCAGGAUACCAACUCAAUUUAGUGGACAGAGAGACCACACACACACAAGCUUGUUUUACUGUACUUAUGAGGAACCUUUUGAGACCAAAAUGUAAUAUUUUACUACAUCUGAGUAUAAAUUGCAGAGACAUUGAGUCAACAUUCAGAACUACUGCAAGAACUGUGGUUUGGUUCCCACGGUAACAACAGAACUGUGGAUUGGUUCCCACGGUAACAACAGAACUGUGGAUUGGUUCCCACGGUAACAACAGAACGGUGGAUUGGUUCCCACGGUAACAUCAGAACUGUGGUUUGAACACUGGUGGGUUUCACACAGCAACAACAGAACAGCGAUCAAACGGGAUGUGUAGUUCUCCUGCAGGUUGUAUGAAGAAGAGGCCUGGUGUUUUCACGGGUCCCAGAGGAAGUACUGGUGGUUUUUCAGUCUGCUGAUUUUGUUGAGAGACCUUUUAAGUAAAAGAACCAGCAGUGUACUUGACAUUGUGUCCACUGGAAAAUGGCAUUUUAUUUGUACAAUGAGAUUUGCAGAAUGGACUUAACAAAAACAGCCAGGUCCCAUGAUGUCAGGGAAAACUGUCCAGAAGGACCUCUCAAUUAUGCCAUCUCAGCUCCAUCUUGCCUUCUAAUCUCCAUCUCUUCUAAUCUCCAUCUCUCCAUCUCUACUUAUCUCCAGUUAUCUCUCCAAAUGUAUAUCUUUCUCUCUCUCCAGUUAUCUCUCCAGAUGCCAUCUCUCUUGUUGUACUGUGUGGCAUGUAUUUCAGUGUUUCCCAGCACUUCCCUCAGCCCCACCAUAUGUUUAACACCUGAUUUUAUUUUAGUCCAUUAAUCAUAAAGCCUUUGGAUAACUGAAUAAGGUUUGCUAGUCUAGGAUUAAAAUGUCAGGGAGAAGAUGAACUCUGGUGUAUCUGAUGAGCAUGAUGCUUGUGUAUUCUGUCCUCUCUACAGAUCACAGGACAGGAUCUAUUUACUAUGAUUGCCUUACUUUGAUUUACAAAAUGCCAUGCUUGUGUGCGAUGCCACCAAUAAAGCACUGAGUUUUGUACAUUUCAAA
This is a messenger RNA of Esox lucius (northern pike), 2037 nucleotides long. RefSeq names its product tafazzin (gene tafazzin). Gene Ontology annotation, molecular function: 1-acylglycerophosphocholine O-acyltransferase activity. The record is from RefSeq and is a predicted model, not a curated record. The coding region runs from base 152 to 940 and encodes 262 amino acids. Lineage: Eukaryota; Metazoa; Chordata; Actinopteri; Esociformes; Esocidae. Gene Ontology annotation, biological process: inner mitochondrial membrane organization; cardiolipin acyl-chain remodeling. The transcript is spliced from 11 exons. Gene Ontology annotation, cellular component: mitochondrial membrane.